GCAUACUCGAUUCAAAAAGUCUGUCAUCUGUCUGAAUCAUCAGCACCAUAUUCAUAAUGCGUAGGGAGUAUGCAAAUUUCAUCUAGUACCGAAAAGUUCAACUUCGACCUUUCCGUCUGGAAGCGAGAGUAGCGUUCGUCUCUGAGGUCUGCUAAACGUGCCCCUCUUGGUGGGCAGUGCGUGAGUACUGCUCCGUCUACUUCUGACUCUUCGGCACUAGUCGCUGGCUCUUGGACCAAGAGCUGCCGCAGUUGGGAAAGAAUCAGAGAUACCGUAAUACUACGUAGGUGGCGCACAUCCUUGUGGACUUUUUUCCUUCAACUAUUCAACACGGCUUUGGGGGAACUGCCCAUUGUCCUGCGCUGAGGCCUACACGAUUUCUUGACCAGGAGUCGACUGACCUUUCGAAGUGGAGGCACCUGAAUCCUGUAAAAACAAGUCGAAAUAAAAGCAGUACUAAUAGUAGUUCCUCCUCCUUCUUCCCCAAGCCCCCCUUUGCUUCGUACUUCCGACAUCCUGUAGUUCAACACAUUCCAAUAGCGUGUUCAAAAUGGCGAGUCCAAUAUUGCAACUUUCUCCUACGAAGGAGAUAGUCUUUACGGGGACCAACUUCGCGGAUAAGACACAUAGCACAGAACUUAAGCUCACGAACCUCUCAAAUGGGAAUGUGGCUUUCAAGGUACUUCUUAAUACACUUCGGAAUUUUUCAAGUUCUACUGGAUUUUAGCUUGUUCAAGGAAAUAGGUAUGGCUAGAUUGGCCUCAUGAUUUUCGUCGUCCUAAAUUUGAACACCUGGUUGUAUCGGGUUUUAUUUAAGGACCAAGACUAUUUUGAUCAUCGUCAUGAUCCUGAUCAUGUCCUAUCACGACGAAAACAAAGGUAAAAACGACUGCGCUAAAGGCAUACUUGGUGCGGCCAAGCAGUAACAUAUUGAAGGCUGGGGAGUCAGUAGAUGUCCAGAUUAUGCUCCAGAGACUGUCAGAAGUGCCACCGAACAGUAAGCACAGGUAGUAGUGUUUGGAAUACGUUUUGGUUUUUGACGAGCAAGUUUGUAUAAGUAGCAUUUUGAAUUCUCAUGAUUUUGAUUUUUCUAGUAGUUAACUAAGCAAUAAUUGAAGAAGAAACAAGGCUAGGUGGCUUACCCCGCAGUUCACUCUCUGUCUCCAAAAAAAAGACAUACAACCAGUAUCCCCUUGAUAUUCACAAUAGGUUUUUGGUGCAAGCGGUGGAAACUACCGAAAGUUCAUUAGACAGUCGAGAGAGCUGGGCAGAACUGGUAAAAGACAAGGCGGUAACAGAGUUCCGACUGAGUGUGGUUUUCCCAGACGUAAAUGGGACAUCAGGCGACGCAGCAGCAGAAGGAAGGACGCAGUAAGACAAGUUUUCUUCGCUUCUUUUUUCCAAUCUCUUUCCGGUGUUGCCACCUGUCGCGGUCGCGCGUGUUGGGUUGAAUCACUGCGCGCGAGGCAGUGACUCACUGCGCGGGUGGGGUAGCUUCUAGGGGGUCCCGUGUGAGCCAGAGGAGAGUGGAGGCCAGACACUACGGAAGCCGGCCCACGGCGACCAUGCCGCGAGAUCCCGGCAAGGGAGCCACCGUGGGCGGAAAAGCGGGGGGCGGCUCUGUCUGGCUGGGUGUGCGUGCCGACGAUUAUUGUCGCGGCGCCUGCCGUUGAAAGACUGCCCACACCUUGCAGGCGGCCGCCGGGGGCUUUCGGUGUUCAUCUAGCUGGUGCUUGGUGCAGUCAGUGCAAACACCUCAGCGGCACCACCUCGCCGCGCAGAGAGAGGCGGCCGCGCAGCUGGUGCGUGCGUGUGUUUCGCGGUUUCGUUUCGGUCGUGUUCGGUUUGUUUCUCCUUUGCUGUCUUGCUCUUGCUGCAGGCCUUUGGCUUUUGCGCCUUACUUUUCGUGUGCCUUUUAUGUUCUUCGGGGUUCGCUGCGCAGGCUGUUGCCGCUGCUCUCUCAGCAGCCUUCUACGCUUCGCUGGUGUCGUUUGUGCUGAAAGCUGCGCUUCCUUGGUCUGGUUUCUCCUGCUCUCCUUUCAUUCUUGACCGCUGCCACCGUAAUCGAAUCAAUUCGAAGAUCGCCACUUCGACUACUCGGAGCUGAUGCACCUCAAUUCACCCCAGGUAAGGGUCAGCGUGCUUCUGUUGAAACUGUAACUCUUGGUGGAUCAGCACAAGAAAUGUCCCCCUAAUAUCACACUCAUAGAUACUCAACAAGCGGUGGCUCGCGCGAUAUUCAAUCAAGAUAUGACGAGUUGUCGGAGUAUACAAAGGCCCUGACAGAACGAAAGAGCGAACUUGAGCGAGAUAUCAAGGCGCUAAAAUCCGGGUCGGGAGGAAAAAAGGGGUACUUACUAGUUCCUACGAUGUUGAUUUGCCACUGUUACAACUCUAAGGAAAAAGCAAGCUAUUGAUGUGGCUCGCACUCUUCCCUUCUUCAGACUACAGAGUAUAGAGAUCUCAUGACUAGUUCUCACACUGUUUCUGACUUCAGCAAGAAACAACACCAGGUAUCAACUAUUCCAUGUGGCGAUUGCGAUUGGCGUGGCUUUGGUCCUGGUAAAAGCUGCAGAACACUUUCUCUCCGGAUCUUCUGGCACACCAGUCGUUUCGGUGACGACGCCCCCUGCCACUGCGAAGACAGCGAAAAAUUAUGGCACUGGCACUUAGAGUCAGACUUAAAACAAGUUAAACGUAUAUAAUUGUUGAACUUGCAUGAUGCUGAUAGAGUACUUAAAAAAUGUGAGAACCUACAACAUGCAGUUUUGUCAGAAAAUGGAAGCACAUCUGAAUCUACCCACCUCUAAAAAAAAGCGCCUGCUGCAAAGACCGAUCCAUCAGAACCCGAACUCACGGUGAAAUAAAGAGGACAAGCUCCAGGCGACAGAGGAAAGUCGAGCGUGUUGAAAGAUUGGAUGGUCGUGUCUCUGUGUAAACUACUUGCAAUUAGUCUCUUAUUCGUUGUAUGUGAUUAUAAUCCAUGAUCGUGAUGAUGUACAUAAUGGUACAUCAUUUACCAUCACCCCCAGACCAUCCGAGAUGAAAAAAUGGGUCAUAUUAUCCUACAAACUUGUUACUAGAUGAUUGAAGUAGUCACUUUUUGUCUAUGGAGCAUUGUUUCUGAAGUAUAUCUUCAAAGAUGUUGUCGGUCGAAAUGGCCAUAUCUGUCAUAAAACUAUAGUUUUUUCCCUCGUCAGAAUUGACUGAGACAAUUUCCUAUUUCGAUGUAUACUUCCCCAAGAACAAAAUUCGUGGCGAAUGCGAACCCUCCCGAAGAUCGGAUGACUACUUUCCCCAUAAUUAAGAAGAAAUUUGUCGUGUAAACAUGCGAUUACAACAAGUAGAGCAAGUUUCUCUCAUCUGAGCGGCGCUACUAGCAGGCGUUGCCUGUGCCUUGUGAAUCAAAAGCGGCAGGACUUGCGCAAACAAGUAGUUCUCGUUUGAACUUUAUUGGCUGCAGGCAGCAACAGGAGAUAUAAUUAUAAAUACAGGUCGUGGCACUUCCUCCGGUCAGGGAAAGGAUCGAGUGCGUAUUUGUGUGAGGAG
Messenger RNA from Amoebophrya sp. A25, 3549 nucleotides. NCBI's taxonomy places the organism in Eukaryota, Dinophyceae, Syndiniales, Amoebophryaceae. The record is from the annotation of a GenBank genome assembly.